Anisakis simplex (herring worm) is the source of this 123-nucleotide messenger RNA. NCBI's taxonomy places the organism in Eukaryota, Metazoa, Nematoda, Chromadorea, Rhabditida, Anisakidae. The record is from the annotation of a GenBank genome assembly.
AUGAAUUUAGAUCCGUUGAUUGAGAACACACCAUGGCCCAACCAAGGUUCACCAAAUCGCGAUUUUCAAUCACCAUUCGUCGCUCCGAAGAAGCGUAUCUGUAAAGAAGAAGCGUUCAAGUGA